UUCACUUUUCUUUAAACAGAAAGAAAAAUCAGUCUUCUUUUAAAGAUCUUAUGACCACCAUGUUAGAAUCGCUUAUGCGUUUGCAUUUUCUCUUGUUACCCUUUCUAUGUUGUGUCUCCCCUUCAAACUCCGCCACUAUAAAAUUCAUUACAAGUGAUCCUCUUGCUGGUCUUGUCGGGUGUCAUCCCCACCAGAUUAAAGUAUUUAAGCAGUUCAAGAAUGAGUUUGAUGCCCGCCGUUGCAACCACCCCUACAACGGAAUCUGGUGCGAUAACUCAACAGGUGCGGUCACGAAGCUACGACUCAGGGCAUGUCUCGCUGGAACGUUGAAGUCCAACAGUAGCCUCUUCCAGUUCCAUCAUCUUCGGUUUCUCGAUCUUUCUCACAACAACUUUGCCUCCUCUUCACUCCCUUCCGAGUUUGGAAAUCUCACCAAAUUAGAGGUUUUAUCUCUUUCCUUCAAUGGUCUCCUCGGCCAAGUUCCUUCCUCAUUUAGUAACCUAAGCAUGCUUUCUAAACUAGACCUUUCCCAAAACGAUCUCACUGGUAGUUUCCCACUUGUGAGUAAUCUAACCAAGCUCACUGUCCUAGACCUUUCUCAUAACCACUUCUAUGGAACUUUGUAUCCCAACAAUAGCCUCUUUGAGUUGCACCACCUCCUCUACCUUAAUCUAGCUUUCAACAACUUCAAUUCCUCUAUCCCUUAUGAAUUUAGCAAUCUCAACCAAUUAAAAGCCCUUGCUCUUUCCUCCAAUGGCUUUACCGGUCAAGUCCCUCCCAUAUUUGGUAACCUAACCCGGUUAACUCUGUUGUACCUCGACCGAAACAACCUCAUUGGUAGCAUCCCACUUUUACAAAACCUAACCAUGCUCUCCGUUCUAAAUCUUUAUGAGAAUCACUUCUCUGGAACCAUUCCUUCUUAUCUCCUCUCUAUGCCAUCCUUAACAUAUCUCGAUCUGCGUGGAAACGACCUCACCGGUUCUAUCGAAGUUGAUAACUCAUCUAGUCUCCAAUACAUGUACCUUGGGCACAACCAUUUUGAAAUAAAAAUCAUAGAGCCUAUCUCAAAGCUCAUCAACCUCACACACCUAGACCUUUCUUUCCUAAACACAAGCUAUCCAGUUGACUUAAACCUCUUCUCCCCUCUCAAAUCUUUGGUGCACCUUGAUCUUUCCGGUAACAGUAUAUCUCCAGCCAGCUUAAGUUCAGAUUCAUCCAUCCCAUUGAGUUUAGCAAUGGUGUUCUUUAAGCAUUGUGGAAUCAAGGAGUUCCCAAACAUGUUAAAAAAACUUUCAAGCAUGCAGUUUAUAGACCUAUCCAACAAUAGAAUAAAUGGGAAACUUCCAGAGUGGUUAUGGAGCCUUCCUCAACUGGGCACACUAAACAUUGUAAACAACUCUUUCAACUGUUUCGAAGGCUCAUCAGCACAAGCUUUAGUAAAUUCAUCAGUGCGGAUAUUACUUUUGGAGUCAAACAAGUUCGAAGGAGCGCUUCCAAAUCUACCACUCACCAUCACCGUCUUCUCCGCCGGUACUAAUAACUUCACUGGGGAGAUACCUCUCUCAAUCUGCAACAGGAGUUCACUCACCGUCCUUGACCUAAACUACAACAACUUCACCGGUCCGAUUCCUCAGUGCGUGAGCAACUUCACUUUUGUGAAUCUCCGGAAGAACAACUUGGAAGGAAGUCUCCCAGACAUGUUCUGCGUCAGCACCUCCCUUCGGACGCUUGACGUCGGCCACAAUCUACUAACCGGAAAGCUCCCGAGGUCGCUUCGAAACUGCUCCUCUCUAAAGUUUCUAAGCGUUGACAACAACAACAUCAAAGACACGUUUCCUUUCUGGCUCAAGGCGUUACCGAACUUGCAAGUUCUCACCCUCCGUUCAAACAAGUUCCACGGUUCGAUAUCCCCUCCUAAUCAAGGUCCUCUAGGGUUUCCGGAGCUACGGAUACUCGAAAUAUCGGAUAACAGGUUUACCGGAAGCUUACCGGCAAGAUAUUUCGAGAACUGGAAAGCAUCAUCAUCAUUAUCGCCCGCCGCGGGGAAACAAGAUGUGAGUAUAUACAUGGUGUACGAGAAGAAUCCAUACGGGUUGAUUGCGUAUACCUUCACGGAUCAUAUAGAUAUGCAUUACAAAGGUUUGCGUAUGGAGCAAGCGAACGUCCUCACUUCGUAUAGCGCUAUUGAUUUUUCAAGAAACCUACUCGAAGGAAUGAUUCCUGAAUCCAUCGGUCUUUUAAAGUCGUUGAUCGCACUCAACCUAUCGAGCAACGUCUUCACGGGCCAUAUUCCUGAAUCUUUGGCUGAUCUCACGGCUCUCGAGUCGCUAGAUAUGUCCAGGAACAGACUCUCUGGAACUAUUCCUAAAGGACUCGGGAGCGUGUCGUUUUUAUCUUACGUAAAUGUGUCUCACAAUCAGCUCAGAGGUGAGAUACCGCAAGGAACACAGAUUACUGGACAGGCUAAGUCAUCUUUCGAAGGGAACGCAGGGCUUUGUGGUCUUCCUCUUGAAGAAAGUUGCUUCGGUACUAGUGAUGAACAUUCAACAGAAAACUAUAAGGAAAAAGACGAAGACCAAGAAGAAGAAGAAGAAGUGUUAAACUUGAAAGCAGUGGCGAUAGGGUGUGGACCAGGAGUGUUGGUUGGAUGGGCAAUAGCACACAAGUCGUCUCAUUUGUUCUUCCGUUGAUCGACUAUAAUUAUUAUAUUAGGAAGAUUUUGUCACGUAUUAUAGAUACAUCUGUUUUUUUUUUUUUUUGCCAAA
This is a messenger RNA of Raphanus sativus (radish), 2765 nucleotides long. Its product is annotated as receptor like protein 23-like. Bases 51 to 2690 code for a protein of 879 amino acids. Lineage: Eukaryota; Viridiplantae; Streptophyta; Magnoliopsida; Brassicales; Brassicaceae. Gene Ontology annotation, molecular function: protein binding. The transcript has a single exon. The record is from RefSeq and is a predicted model, not a curated record.